This is a messenger RNA of Hordeum vulgare subsp. vulgare (domesticated barley), 1510 nucleotides long. Its product is annotated as diacylglycerol O-acyltransferase 2D-like. The coding region runs from base 210 to 1211 and encodes 333 amino acids. Gene Ontology annotation, biological process: triglyceride biosynthetic process. The transcript has 9 exons. Gene Ontology annotation, molecular function: diacylglycerol O-acyltransferase activity. NCBI's taxonomy places the organism in Eukaryota, Viridiplantae, Streptophyta, Magnoliopsida, Poales, Poaceae. Gene Ontology annotation, cellular component: endoplasmic reticulum membrane. The record is from RefSeq and is a predicted model, not a curated record.
CGCCGCUCCAUCCGAGAUUCCGAGGCACCGCACAGCACAUCCGACGGCCGAGGCGCCACCGCACCAAACGCAUAGGCGGCGGCCGGCAGCACCUUUGCCGGACGGAUCCGCCCGCCUCCGAGCAAGGAACACCCGCAGGAAGCGGCGGAGACCAACCGGUCGGGAACCUCCUCUCCUCUUCCUCCCUUCCGCCGCCCCGGCUCCGCGACAUGGGCGCGAAUGGCGCGCUGGAGGAGGAGAGGCCGCGGGCCGACGGCGGCGACGAGGAGGGCGGGGCGACGGUGUUCCGGGGCACCAACUACUCGCUGCCGCGGACGAUCGCCGCGCUGGCGCUGUGGCUCGGGGGAAUCCACUUCAACGUCCUCCUCAUCCUCGCCUCCCUCUUCCUCUUCCCGCUCCGCCUCGCCGCGCUGGUGGUGGCGUUGCAGCUCAUGUUCAUGUUCAUCCCCCUCAACGACGAGGACAAACUCGGCCGAAAAAUCGGCAGGUUCAUAUGCAAGUACGCCAUGGGGUACUUCCCGAUUAGCUUGCACGUGGAGGACUACGAGGCCUUCGACUCCAGCAGGGCUUACGUGUUUGGCUAUGAACCGCAUUCCGUGCUGCCCAUCGGCGUGGCGGCUCUGGCCAACCAUGUCGGGUUUAUGCCUCUUCCUAAGCUCAAAGUCCUCGCGAGCAGAGCGGUGUUCCACACCCCAUUCCUGAGGCAGAUAUGGACGUGGAUAGGGCUGAUCGCGGCAACGAGGAAGAAUUUCUACUCGUACCUUGCGGCGGGUUACAGUUGCGUCGUGGUGCCCGGAGGUAUACAGGAGAUUCUUCAUAUGGAUCAUGAUUCCGAGGUUGCUUUCCUUAAAUCAAGAAAAGGGUUUGUCAAGAUAGCUAUGCAGUCUGGCUGCCCUUUAGUCCCUGUCUUCUGCUUCGGACAGAGCAAAGCUUACAAGUGGUGGAGGCCAGGAGGCAAAUUGUUUGUGAACAUUGCUAGGGCACUUAAAUUUACCCCUAUUAUCUUCUGGGGAAGAUACGGGACGCCGAUCGCUUUCUCGUCACCUAUGCAUGUGGUUGUUGGAAGACCCAUUGAGCUGAAGAAAAAUCCUCUGCCUACCAUUGAUGAGAUAAACGAAGUGCACGGGCAAUUCAUCGGCGCCUUGCAAGAACUGUUUGAGAAGUACAAGACGAAAGCCGGAUAUCCCGGCCUCCAUCUGCGAGUCCUAUAACACUUUGCUUGUGGAGAAUAAGCGGCUUGUAAUGUCACGGCAAUUCACCGACACCUGCGGCCUGUUCGAUCACGGCAAUUCACCGACACCUGGGGCAUGUUCGAUCGUCGCGCGAUCGUUAGUAGCAAGCUCCGGUUAGUUGAGUUGUUACACGGCCAUGAUGCCUGGUACUGGCGCAUGUUUGGUGAUCGACCACACGGCGCAUCUGAUGUAACAGAAUCGCCACUGGUCGCGGUUGCUCGUAAUAAGAAGUAUGUAAAGCCUUGCACAAGUCGAUCCUUGAGAGGAGGUCUUGGUUC